This is a messenger RNA of Hansenula anomala, 879 nucleotides long. RefSeq names its product F1F0 ATP synthase subunit gamma (gene ATP3). The record is from RefSeq and is a predicted model, not a curated record. The coding region runs from base 1 to 879 and encodes 292 amino acids. Gene Ontology annotation, biological process: proton motive force-driven ATP synthesis. NCBI's taxonomy places the organism in Eukaryota, Fungi, Ascomycota, Saccharomycetes, Phaffomycetales, Wickerhamomycetaceae. The transcript is spliced from 2 exons. Gene Ontology annotation, molecular function: proton-transporting ATP synthase activity, rotational mechanism.
AUGUUCUCAAGAAUCGGUUCCAAUGCUGCUCGUUCAGCUACCCGUCAAGCUAGAAACUAUGCCACUUUACGUGAUAUUGAAACUCGUUUAAAAUCAAUUAAAAACAUUGAAAAAAUUACAAACACCAUGAAAAUUGUUGCUUCAACUAGAUUGUCAAAAGCUGAACGUGCCAAAAACACUGCUAGAGUUUAUGAUCAAGCUGAUAGAGAAGUUUACAAAAAUGCUGAAACUGCAGCCAUUGAAUCUGAAGAAGCUAGAAGUUUAUUAAUUGUUGUUUCAUCUGAUAAAGGUUUAUGUGGUUCCAUCCACUCUUCAAUCGCCAAGGCUGCUAGAAAGAGAAUUGCUGAAUUAGAUGGUAAAGUUGAUGUCAUUGCCGUUGGUGAUAAAGUUAGAACUCAAUUAAACAGAACUCAUCCAGAUAACUUAGUCUUAGCUUUCAAUGGUAUUGGUAAAGAACCACCAACUUUCACUGAAUCUGCUUUAAUCUCUGAUGAAAUCUUCAAAUUGAACAAACAAUACUCAUCUUAUGAAAUUUUCUACAACAGAUUUGUCUCAGGUGUUUCAUUCGAACCAACCAUUAAACCAUUAUAUGAUCCAGCUUCAAUUGAACAAUCACCAGCUUUAUCUCAAUAUGAAAUUGACCAAGAUGCUAAAGUCCCAGAAACUUUAUCUGAAUUCUCAUUAGCCAAUGCUAUUUACACUUCAUUAGCUGAUGGUUAUGCUUCUGAAGUUUCAGCAAGAAGAAACGCUAUGGAUAACGCUUCCAAGAACGCUGGUGAUAUGAUCACUAGAUACUCUAUCUUAUAUAACAGAACCAGACAAGCUGUCAUUACCAAUGAAUUGGUUGAUAUUAUUACUGGUGCUUCUUCAUUGGAUUAG